Dermacentor albipictus is the source of this 4949-nucleotide messenger RNA. RefSeq names its product voltage-dependent calcium channel gamma-8 subunit. Gene Ontology annotation, cellular component: membrane. The record is from RefSeq and is a predicted model, not a curated record. Lineage: Eukaryota; Metazoa; Arthropoda; Arachnida; Ixodida; Ixodidae.
GCCGGGCAACAGCUGCCAACGGCGCGUUGCGCUCUUGCAAAAUGAGGAGCCGGAGGGAGGUCCCCGGAGUAGGAUUGAAACGGCGCACCCGGAAAGUCGCGGUUGGUCCGUAGUGGUGGUCCGGCGGUGUUUUGUGAGUGGCCCGGGUCGGGGCGCCGAGCGCGAGCAGUGGUGGGUUCUCUGAAGAGCCAUCCGGAUUACGACUGCUCAGGAUGACGUAAAUCUGGAGCUGUGGAACUGCUUCAGCAACGAGGCUUCUUGAGAAGCAAGACAACGGAUUGCGCACCGGACCAAUUCUGUUGUCAUCGAUGGACUAUGCCCAUGUGGGCGUAUCUAUAGAUUUCACUUAGUCGUAGCCAUCUUUCUUGACACUCAAAGCACCUGAUGCCCAUCGAGAAGGCAUCUUGAUGCCCUACGGAGAACCUCUCGGAAAUCUCAGUAGAAUUGCAGCGAGAGGUUUUGUCAUGAACCUGUCACAUCUUUCAUAUCCACCACCUGGUGUAGGCUGUCGCCGUUUCAAGGUUGCCCAGGACGGCGACAUUGACCAGUGAAGGUUCAGCUUUCUGAUUUACUAUUUUUUGUAUGUGCUAAAGCCUUCACAAAGCUAGUGCUCUUAAGCGUUGCUAACUUCGAGCAUCAAGGUCUUGCUGCGGCUUCAGCCACUGCAAGUCCCACGCAAGCCUUUCACAUUACCAGGUGCACUUAGAAUAUAUGUUUUUGAAGGUAAUAUGAGCAGAAGUUUGUUACUUAGACUGUAGUUUGUAGCGCAAACAGCUUUGUUCGCGCGAACUUGUCACAGCUGGGGUAACGGUCCUACCGUCGGUUCCUUCCUUAGGGGACGGCUGUCGGGUGGUUGGCGUAACUGUGCUUGCGAUUUUAUCGUCUUUUGUGUCCAAUGAAAUAUUAUUUUGUCGCAAAUACUUUGUAUUUUACAGCCUUCUGUACUGUUCAGUAACCACUUUCGUCUACACCAGCAAACUCUCACGGUCUUCGUGACGUGAUACUUCGGUGAAUGCGACUACGCCGCCAUCUGCAGAAAUACAGACACUGACAGCUUAUCACCGUUAAUGGCACGUGCUUCACCUUGCUCAUCGAGAGCCGUACAACACGAGGAGUUAACUCGCAGCACGUCUACUGCCAUCCUUAAAGCUAACGUGCCUUUCUGAACUUGUUAUGUGUAGUCUACCCUGUCGUGUCGUCUCCUUGUGACGUCUGGUGGGUGUGUUGUCUGCUUGCAUCGUCUUACGGUUUUCGUCGUCUGGUAGUCACAUCGUUUGCGUGUGUCGUCUCGCGGUAUCGUGGUCUGCUGUCUGCGCGGGCUGCCUUUAUCGUCUGUGAAUCAUGGGUUCCUCAAAGAAGUCGAGGACCAGCACCAAGAGCAGCAAGAGCAAGACCGGCAGCCGCCGGUCGAAACGCGAGCGCCGAUUUCAGGAGGCCGCGGCCGGGCCGGAAGAGGACCCCAAGGCGGUGCUGCAGAGCGAGCGACGCGCCCUCUUGUGGGCCACUCUGGCCGCCAUGCUGGGCUUCUUCCUGUGGAUCAUCUGCAUCGGCACCGAACAAUGGGUCACCGUAGUGGCGCCCGAGUCGGGUUCCGUGUACGUGAACCGCACCAAGAGUUUCUUCCUGUACGCCAACAUGGGCCUCUUCCGGAUGUGCCGGACCACUGCGCCAGCCAUGCCCAAUGGGACACCCGGAGCCGAGCAGAGCUCCUGCUCCUUCUUCAGCGUGUUCCCGUCGGAGGAAGCUAUCCGGCAUGACAUGGAGAUUGACCGCACAAUUCUUGAAUACACCCGCUCGGAGGUGGCCUUCUGCACCCUGAGCCUCGUCAUGCUGCUCAUGGGCAUCGGAUUCUCUGUGUACACCUUCAAGGAGCACCGGUACAUGUUCAAGAGGCUCGCAGGAGGGGUGCACUUCAUCAGCGCCGGCGUGAUGAUGGUGGUGAUGGAAGUGGAGAACAACUCGGCCACCUACGAGGAGCGCUACCUGACCUCGCGGCUGCCCAAGGGUUGCCGCUGGAACUUUGGCUUCUCCUACUACUUCGCCUGGAUCGUUUUCGGCAUGUACAUCGUCAUCGGCAUCACCUUUAUCGUCUGCUCGCGCAAGCGCAAGGGGCUGCCCGAUUUGCACGACGCGCCGCAGAUCAUCGGGCGGUGACCUUCGAGCCGCGUCGUCUGCUCCGAGUUCGCGCGUGGCUUGCCGGAAAGCCCCGCACGCGGCCGGGUCCCACGGCGUGCUGUUGCUGUCGGCACGGGGAAGCGAGAGCUCAUCAAGGACCUCGCCUGCAGUGGAGAUGAACGUCGUGCUUGCAUAACACGCCUAUUCGGAGUAACGAGGCAUCAGUGAUCCCAGAACGUGUAAAUGCUGCGGUCUAAAAAAAAGAAGAAAGCGCUGACUGUUCAGUCCGUAAGCUUUCGUCUUUCUUGUGGACUUUUUCCACUCGAUUUCAUCUGGCGCACGCUAACACGUCGCAGGAAGAAAUAUUUCGUUAAUGUUUGUAUACAGUGCCAGAAGUAUGAAACGGUACACGCGAGCGCGUGCCCAAGCUCGAGCUGCGGAUUGUUUAAAUAGCCAAAAGCGUGGCAGUUUGGGCGAGUUGGUAUGUCAUGACUGUUUUAGGCUUGUAGCGCAGCUCGGAAGAGCAAAAAAAAAAGGAGGUAGGGGUAAUCAAAGGGAACGGAAAACAGAGUGAGCGCUAACUUCCAACUGACGGUUUAUUUCAUGACACAGGACUACUUAUACACUCGGUAAACCAUAUGACAUCAAGAGAUAAAGAAACCGAGCAACAAAACCGAUAGUAACCAAGUGGUAACAUAUUCAGACAGCCUGUGGCUGCAGUCGGAGAUAGGCCAAUUCAUUGCUUGAUAAUGAUAAUGAAGGUGAGCUUACACAUGCAUGGCCCAGACCAAUGAUAGCCCUUGCUUCGAUGAUUUCUCUUGUGAGCUGAUUACGACUGCGACCAAGAAUGACGCAUUCCUCUAAGACAGGUUCGCAACCACACGUAUUGCAGUGCUGCGCAAGAAUCCCCCCAGCUGUAAUACAAUUCCUGGCAUUGUAACCAUGUUCGCGCAGCCUGUCAUUCGACAUCGGCCAGUUUGACCAACGUAACGUUUUCCGCACUUGAGUGGAAAACAAUAAACAACACAAUGUGCGCACUCUGUUUUCCGUUCCCUUUGAUUACCCCUACCUCCUUUCUUUUUUGCUCUUCCGAGCUGCGCUACAAGCCUAAAACAGUCUGUUUAAAUAGCCAAAAACUGUUCGUAAACGCGAAAGCGUGCCCUCUCAAGUUGUGACAUAGCAGUUUUGCAACCGGAGUUUCCGAACAGGCCGCUCAAAGACGUGCUAGUGCGCUAGUUACGAACACCGCUGUGCUACGACGCAGCAGGCCGUGCCGCUCUCCUGGAGUGGUGCUCUGGACAUGGUAUUGGCAAUUAGCGUCAUAUUGUCGAAUUCACCAUCUUGACUGUUCUGACUGGGUCGUGAAGCUGCUGCCGCUCCUAAACGCCGCCAUUGCAGAAUAGGCGAUAUGGCGGAAUUCGACUGUGUCCAGGAUUGAAACCUUCGGAUGGCGAACAUUUUUCAUAUAAUCAUGCUGAUUGUACUCCGCAAGAAAUUAAACUUCAAAUAAUCGCAUUUUUGCCACGCGGUAAUUUUCGUCGCUAAUUCCAACUGAACUCUCUUUUACCGCCAUUCUGCGCGAUUCCUGUCUCUGCUACUGCAGUGCGCACUUGCGUUCUUGAGUAAAUGACGGCAAUAGGUUACCAAUAGAUGGGGUCUCUUUAUGUCUCUUUUUUUUUACAGAAAGCGAAGGGAACUUGGAUGCAGACUAUUGCGUAACUCACAAGAAAGGCGCCAAUUUUUGCUGCGACAGAUUUUUAUCACCCACGAGCUCGUUGUCAGCUCCGGAAGGCAGUGCUUGUCGGCAGUCACGGCUGCUCCCUAUGUCAGUCACAAGCUAACAGUGCCACUGCUGCGGUCAGUGCAGCAACAUAGCCAUGCCUUCCCGACGCGUUCAUGUGGAUCAUAUUGAAGUGGUCUUGGUAUGCGAACCAUGCGGCUGUGUUGCUCGCGGCUGUGUCGUGAGCGUUUUCUAAAUGCCAGCGCACCCAAUAAACGAAGUGUUCGCAGAAGAUAAAACAGGUGUUUAAGUAAAAAAAGUGCCACGAUAGCGGAAGGUAGGUGCUGGUUUUAACGCAAAGCUGGCGAUGUGAGCCUCAGCGCACGCCUGUACAAGCUGUUCGAGUGGAGCGGUAAAGCAAAUGACAAGACACGUACACACAGAAGGAGAAAACGCACCGAACUGGGAGGAACAGAAACGCACACGCAUGCACAAACACCCGCACUCAAAGAGGCACGCACAGGAAUGUGUACGCACGCACACACACACACGCACACACGCACACGCACACGCACACACACUGGAUCGUUUGCGAAAUCUCGUUGAAUCUUUUGCUACACAGGAGACCGGAAACAUUUUUGUUGAGUGGAGAUCGAUGGCACUACACACCAACAAUGUUACACAGCUCGAAGUGCCACUUCACGAAUUUAACGUAGCGCAGGCGGAAAAGAGGGAAAAAACUGUGCCCUCUACGGUCUGCCCGUACUUCCCUCUUUAUACUCAGCGGUGAUUGUGUAUGCUGCCUUUUUAUUGAUCAUGAUGUUUCGCUGGUCACCUUGGAGGAAGCACAGAAAGUACGAACAGCCAGUUGUCGUAAAACGCCUAAUAUAAGCACAUAUCCAGUGUCACAUUUCAACUGGGCUUUUCCGUCAGCGCUGAAGACAAUCCUAAACAGCUGUCCACAGCCUGACUUGCACGUCUAUCUUGCCGUGCAUCAGCCACGGAAUGCACACGUUGACCUUGUUGAAACAAUUACUGCUGUCAGAAGGUCUCGUCAGAGGGCUUGAUGCAGUCUUUUUUCUUUGAAUAAAGUGACUUGUUACUUGUGAAGAAA